AUGGUAUAUCACUUCAACGCUUUGGAGAGUCAGGUCGCCUCUAUGCCAUCAUCUUCCAAGAGCUCAAUGGGAUCUCUACCAGGAAAACCAGAAAAGAAUCCCAAGGAGUCUUGCAAUGUUAUCAUCUCUACUACUUCUUCAGAGAUUGGGCUGAGUGAUUAUGAAAAAGAAGUAGAUGAGAUUGAGAAGCUAGUGUUUGAGACUGAACUUGGGAAAGUUGAGAAAUUGGUUGUAGCAAUAGCUGAAGCACAGAUGGUGGAUAAGACUACGGAAAGGGUCAGGGAUGAGAAACCGGUUGAGAGGAGAGCUGACCAUAAGCUGAAGGCGGUCAAGCUGGAAGAAGCUCCUGAGGUUGAGCUACCACCAUAUGAGGUCCCACUCCCAUUUCCACAAAGGGUCCUCACCCAAGCUCAGAAGAAGGUUAUCUCCAAGUUCAGGAAAGGUCUUAGUGAUGUUGGGGUCAGGCUCCCAGAAAUCUCCGAUAUGCGUGAAGCUCAUGUCCAAAUGAUGCUCAUCAAGGACAUUCUAGACCACCAAGCAGAAGUGGUCGAGCUUUUGGACAUCUCCAUUUUGAAGAUUGAUCCACCAGUCCCUCCACAGUCCCUCCCUAAGCUAGAGUCUCAAGGAAAGUUCACAUUGUCUUGCUCCCUUGGUAAGAUCACUAUGGAUGAUGCUUUGGUUGAUUCGGGUGCAAGUGUGAAUGUGAUCUCAUUGGAAAUGGUGAAAAGUCUUGGUAUUGAGAGCAUGGAGCCAAACACAUCUUCUCUCAUGUUCGGGGAUUCAUCUUCUACAACCCCAAUUGGCCUCAUCAAGGACUUCCCUUUGAAGAUUGGAGAAUGCACAAUUCCUAUAGAACUCACUGUCUUGAAGAUGACCUCACUCCAUUUCUCACAACAGUUGGACCAUGUAUUGAUUUCCCAAACAAGAAGGUCACACUCCUGA
Raphanus sativus (radish) is the source of this 942-nucleotide messenger RNA. RefSeq lists its product as uncharacterized. The transcript has 2 exons. The coding region runs from base 1 to 942 and encodes 313 amino acids. Lineage: Eukaryota; Viridiplantae; Streptophyta; Magnoliopsida; Brassicales; Brassicaceae. Gene Ontology annotation, biological process: proteolysis. The record is from RefSeq and is a predicted model, not a curated record. Gene Ontology annotation, molecular function: aspartic-type endopeptidase activity.